This is a messenger RNA of Pantherophis guttatus, 1936 nucleotides long. Its product is annotated as cyclin-dependent kinase inhibitor 2A-like. Gene Ontology annotation, cellular component: cytoplasm; nucleus. Lineage: Eukaryota; Metazoa; Chordata; Lepidosauria; Squamata; Colubridae. The record is from RefSeq and is a predicted model, not a curated record. Gene Ontology annotation, biological process: regulation of G1/S transition of mitotic cell cycle; regulation of cyclin-dependent protein serine/threonine kinase activity; negative regulation of cell population proliferation. Gene Ontology annotation, molecular function: protein kinase binding; cyclin-dependent protein serine/threonine kinase inhibitor activity.
GAGGGGGAGAUAAGCUGCCCAGUGGCACUAAGCCCUCAGAGCAGUACAUCGCCCGAUAAAGGCAACCAGCAGAAUGACUCCAUCCGACCGGCUAAGCCGAGCAGCCGCGGAAGGGAACGUAGCCGAACUGCGAAGGCUGCUGGACGGUGGCUCCGACCCCAACGGGCUUAACGUUUAUGGCAGGAGCGCGAUUCAGGUCAUGAAACUGGGGAACCCCAAAGUGGCUGAGCUGUUGUUGGAGAGAAAAGCGAAUCCCAAUGUGCCGGACCCUUCCACCGGCUCCCUGCCGGUCCACGAUGCUGCCCGCGAGGGCUUUCUGGAUACUUUGCAGGUACUGAUCUCCGGGGGAGCUCGCCUGGACCUGCCGAACUAUUACGGGCGCCUCCCUCUCGACGAGGCUGCAGAAAAUGGGCAGAACCGCGUGGUCCAGUUCCUCGCCCGGCGACAGAGGGACAACGCUUAGGAACGGAGGGCUCGGGACGCUGCUGGUCAGCUUCUCAUCAUUCCAGGCGGUGCGCUUAUCCGCUGCGCUGCGCUGCCUCCUUUGACGUUCGCUAGCUUAGCUGGAGCAACAUUUGGGGGUUUUAAGCCGCCUCUCCGAGACGGCUUUAAAAAAUGCGAGUGGGGUCACUUCAAUUAGUCAAUUGCAAAUUAGUUCCGCUUGCUAGAGGGAGCAAUUAAACCAAGCUUAUUUGCAAGUUAGUUAGUUGUAAGAUAGUCAACUGCAAAAUAGUCCCUGCUGAAGAAGAGACCCUAUCUCGAGGUUGCUGCCUGUUAAUUUGGAUAAGAAACCCUCUUUCUUAUCCAAUAAGACUCACUGCCAGCUGUCUUCUUCCUUGUUCUAUCUGACCAUCUAUUCCUUUGUGAACUGCACAUGAUUUAAAAAAAAAAAAUUGGAUUAAAAGUGAAGGAUGCCCAGUUUAUAAACUUGAUUUUUUUCUUGAACGGAAUAAAGAGUGUUUCAGAACACAAAGCAAGGGUGGGGAUUGUAUCUGAGCACAGGAGACUUCAUUGCAAGGUUGCAAACUAUGACUAUUUAUCUGGGCCUUUAGAUAAUACCCAGACAGAUCAGUCCACCUCACAUUUUAACACUGUAAUUCUGUGUAACUCUGAAAUAAACUCCAUUAAAAUCUAUUAGGGCUUGCACUUUAAGGGUAGGAUUAGAUUUUUGUGCAAUGAUAUUAAAAUCUAACCAACACCUCCACCCACUCACUUGAUCAAUAUCUCAGUGCUGAAAUUCCAAAAUCUGGAGAAUUCUCUUACAAAUAGAACAUUAAAGGGCAAUCCUGCAUAGGCUCAAACCUCACUGGAAACAAUGUCUGACUUUCCCAGACUUUAACUUGUGGUUUACUGUAUUCAACACAAAUUCCUGAGUUUGUACAACAUGAGGCAGAAAAAGCUAAAUUGGUUGCCUGGUUUAUACUUCAGUCGAUCAAUAUAACAAAAGAUAAUUAUAUCCCAGUAAAUCUUCAUAAAACUUCAUAUUGUUCACAUUAUUUUUGCUGUAAGCCGCCCAGAGUCCCUUGGGAGUUGGGAGGCAUAGAAAUAUGAUAAAUUAAAUUAAAUUAAAUUAAAUAUAUCUUGCAAAGCCCUAAUAUGUUUUGUUUUGGUUGAAAUUGGAUAAUUUGCCCAUUGAGGCUUAACAGCACACGAAGAUAUUCAAAAAUUUGAUAAUGUUGUGUGAUCUUAUAUUUGGAAAUGCUAGGUUUUUUUUUCCAAGUGAUAAUCUAAUAACAAAAAUUGCAACCCAUAUUAUUCCAUACCUUAACUAUUUGGACUCAAGCCAUGUGCUUACUUACUAAUAUGUUAUUGUUGUAUUCCAAUGGCAUUGCCUUUGUUAUGUUUUCAACUCUAUUUUUUCUUAUGUAUGAUGCUUUGAGACCUUUUGACUGCUUUUCAUAAAAGUAUGCUUAACAAAUAAAUGAGUUGGCCUUAA